AUGUCUGGGGAGAUUCGAUAUGCUUCUGGGGCAAGCGCCCAGGCUUUGUUCGAUAAGCAGCAGUACACCAUGGGCAUAUCGAGAAACAUGUUUUCACCACACGACAAGGUAAAGGAAAAGAAGUGUAUGAUCCCACCGGCACUGAUGAAGGGAGUUACAGUAGCCAAGUUGUGGGAUGCUAUUUUCUCCGACAAAGCUGAGUUCUUGCAGCGUUACCACGGGAGUCGAAAAGAGACGAACUUGGAGCUGAGUAAGUGGGAGUACGCGCCGGACAUGGCCAGCGGGUUUCGAACGCUAACUUUCCAAUGCACCGUGGACUUACCCAGAGGGCCCGUCGACACUACCCUUAAUCAGGCGCACCGUUUUGCCUACACGUCAUCAACAAGUGGUGGUAUAACACUCGUGUAUCACGUAUCCUCUCAGACACCAAAUGUACCAAUGGGAACGACCUUCCGGACAGAGGCACUUCUUGAAAUUACCGCACCCUCUGAGGAUGCAGAUAUCACAUUGGCCGUGUACGGUGGUUGCAAGAAAAUGAGUAUGGGCUUUGCUGCCAUCCAAUAUAUGGCUAAUCCGCGGGCAAUAAAGGAGAUGACGCGGGCAUAUCAGCAGAUGCUGGAAAUGAUUUCGAAGGAUCUGACCGGUGAUGUUCUAUGUGUGCAGACGUCAGAUGUAUCUGAGGGUACCUACUCAGCAAAGGAAACUUCUGUCAGCGAACCAUCCGCUAGUGAGGAAGUGGGCCAAAGCAGUACACUUUUCCAGGGUCUGCUGCUUGUUCUUGCUUUGGUUGUCGCAGUUUCACUUUUGUGGCACUUGGCCGGACUCCAAAAUAUCGGGCGUAUGACUUCGUUAUUGUCAGCCCGAGUGAACGAUCAAACGAUGAACAGCGCUCCACAUCCCAGUUCUUUGGCCGACGCCCUCAACAUGGGUUCGUCUGCUGAUACAAAAACUGCAAGGCCGUCGUUAACCCAGGAUAAGGCACUUCACCACGCAGCACGGGAUGUACACAUACAGUCACUACGACAACGAUGGUUGGAGCAGCGUGAUCGCAUCGUAGCCUUGGAGGCCAGCCUUGACAAACUUUGGUCCUUCUUUUUUAUGCAGUUACUGAUCAUUAUGUUUAUCGUAGUAAAGUUAUUUAUGAGCCCUUCGUAA
Molecule: messenger RNA, 1155 nt
Organism: Trypanosoma brucei brucei TREU927
Lineage: Eukaryota; Euglenozoa; Kinetoplastea; Trypanosomatida; Trypanosomatidae
Exons: 1
Coding region: 1-1155 (384 amino acids)
Source: RefSeq, a predicted model, not a curated record